GUCCUCAUGGUGACAUGGAUGACGGUGCGUGAGCGAGCCAAAAGAGAGGACGGGAGGGAGAGGGAUAAUACCUUGUGAAUGCAUGAAUGUAGUGCUUGGGCUUAAAGUGACUUGAGGGCGAGUGGCACACGGGAACAGGGAGAGCGCAUGUGUCAUCAAGCCGGUCAACUCGCCCCCGUUGACUCCCGCUGCCCCUCAAUUGUCCUGCUGAACAGCAUCAAGCAAGUCCGAGGGGAUACAAAGCCGUUCUUUAGGACUGAGACGUGUGCCACGGAAAGAAGAUGCUCAACAACAUGACAACGGAUGGCGAGGAAGGAGAGGGGAGUCCUAACAACCAGGGUGAUGGAAACCCCAAGGAGAGCAGUCCUUUCAUUAACAGCAUUGCCUCUUGUGAUGUGGAGAAGAGCCAGCAGUACGACGGCAAGAACAUGGCCCUCUUUGAGGAGGAGAUGGACACCAGUCCGAUGGUGUCCUCGUUGCUCAGCAGCCUCGCCAACUACUCCAACUUGCCAACGGGGAGCAAAGAGCAUGAGGAGGCAGAGAACAACGAGGAAGGCGCACGUCCGUCCAAAAAAACUGUCAAGGCGCCACAACUGGGAACUCUGAUGGGUGUUUACCUGCCAUGUAUUCAGAAUAUUUUUGGUGUGAUCCUCUUCUUGCGAAUGACCUGGAUGGUCGGGAUUGGAGGCGUGCUCGGUUCCUUCAUCAUCGUCUUCAUGUGUUGCUCCACAACGAUGCUCACGGCCAUCUCCAUGAGCGCCAUUGCUACAAACGGAGUGGUCCCGGCUGGAGGUUCCUAUUACAUGAUCUCCCGCUCACUUGGGCCUGAGUUUGGUGGAGCUGUUGGGAUUUGUUUCUACUUGGGCACCACGUUUGCCGGUGCCAUGUACAUCCUCGGUUGUAUCGAAAUCUUGCUGAUUUAUAUUAUUCCUCAAGCAGCCAUCUUCAAGAUCGAAGGUCUGGAAGGUCUGGAAGCAGAGGCGGCCCUCCUCAAUAAUAUGCGGGUGUACGGCACCAUUGUUCUAAGCCUCAUGGCUCUGGUGGUGUUUGUGGGGGUGAAGUAUGUCAACAAACUGGCGCUGGUCUUCCUGGCUUGUGUCAUCCUCUCCAUCGUGGCUGUCUACGCAGGAGUCAUCAAGACCGCCAUCGACCCGCCGGUCUUCCCGGUUUGCCUCCUGGGAAAUCGCACUCUUGUCUCCAAGGGAUACGACGUCUGCGCAAAGGUGAUUGAAAUCGACAACGAGACGGUCACCACCAAACUGUGGCGCUCUUUCUGCGAUUCCGAGAACAUCAACGCUACUUGCGACGACUACUUCAACGACAAUAACGUCACAGAGAUACAAGGCAUUCCGGGGGUCACCAGUGGGAUCCUGGCAGAAAACCUGUUUGGUAAUUAUUUGGAAAAAGGGAUGAUCGUAGAGAAGAGAGGCUUGGCAUCCCAAGUGGACCCUGACAGUUCUGCUUCCGCCACGAACCGCUUUGUGCUGGCGGACAUCACCAGUUUCUUCACACUCUUGGUGGGAAUUUACUUUCCAUCUGUCACAGGUAUCAUGGCCGGUUCCAACCGCUCUGGAGACCUACGUGAUGCUCAGAAGUCCAUCCCCAUCGGCACCAUUGCGGCCAUCACCACCACAUCUACUGUUUAUAUUUCCUGUGUGGUGCUCUUUGGUGCUUGUAUAGAAGGUGUGGUCCUGAGGGACAAGUUUGGCGAAGGAGUCAACGGGAACCUGGUGAUUGGGACUCUGGCAUGGCCGUCUCCUUGGGUUAUUGUUUUUGGAUCCUUUUUCUCCACCUGCGGAGCCGGACUACAGAGUCUGACCGGAGCGCCACGCCUCCUCCAGGCUAUCUCCAGAGACGGUAUCAUCCCAUUUCUUCGAGUGUUUGGACACGGUAAAGCCAACGGGGAGCCCACCUGGGCCCUCCUUCUCACGGCUAGCAUUUGUGAGAUCGGCAUCAUCAUCGCCUCUCUGGAUGCCGUCGCACCCAUCCUCUCGAUGUUCUUCUUGAUGUGCUACAUGUUUGUUAACCUUGCCUGCGCGCUGCAAACUUUACUGAGGACACCCAAUUGGAGGCCGCGUUUUAAGUUCUACCACUGGGCUCUGUCGUUCCUGGGUAUGAGUUUGUGCCUAGCGCUUAUGUUCAUCUGUUCCUGGUAUUAUGCCAUGGUUGCCAUGGGAAUUGCCACCUGCAUCUACAAAUACAUUGAAUUUUGUGGCGCCGAGAAAGAGUGGGGCGACGGGAUACGCGGCAUCUCUCUAAGCGCUGCUCGAUUCGCUCUCAUGAGGUUGGAAGAAGGUCCACCACAUACCAAGAACUGGAGGCCUCAGAUCCUGGUCCUCGUCAGCAUGGACGCCGAGCAGAAUGUCGAGCAGCCUCGUCUGAUCUCGUUAACCAAUCAGCUGAAGGCGGGGAAGGGCCUGACUAUCGUUGGCACCUCGGUCCAAGGAAAGUUCCUUGACAACUAUACAGAGGCCCAAAGGGCAGACCAGUCUUUACGCAAGCUGAUGGAGACAGAGAAGGUGAAGGGCUUCCCCCAAGUGGUGGUGUCCUCCAAUCUGAGGGAUGGGACCUCCCACCUGAUCCAGGUUGGAGGACUUGGAGGCUUGAAGCACAACACUGUGAUGGUCAGCUGGCCACGUAACUGGAAACAACCCGAGUUCCAACAACAAUUCCGAGAUUUCAUUGAGGUGGUCCGGGAGACCACAGUAGCCAGCUUGGCCUUGUUGGUUCCCAAAAAUAUCUCCAGCUACCCGUCCAACGGCGAGCGCUUCACCGAAGGCCACAUCGAUGUGUGGUGGAUCGUCCACGACGGAGGAAUGUUGAUGCUUCUGCCCUUCCUGCUGCGUCAGCAUAAGGUGUGGAGGAAGUGCAAGAUGCGCAUUUUCACCGUGGCUCAAUUGGAUGACAACAGUAUUCAGAUGAAAAAGGACGUUCUGACGUUCCUCUAUCACCUGCGUAUUGAUGCUCAGGUGGAAGUGGUGGAGAUGCACGACGGCGACAUCUCAGCCUACACGUAUGAAAAGACACUGGUGAUGGAACAGCGUUCCCAGAUCCUCAAGCAGAUGCAUCUGACCAAGAAUGAGAUGGAGCGAGAGAUCCAGAGUAUCACAGAUUCGUCUCGCGGGUCCAUCCGGCGUAAAAAAUCCUUGGCCUCGCGUUCGCAACACAGCACUGACGAAGGAGCCAGAGUGGCCGAACAUCCGGAAGAGGAGCAGGCGCAACUCAUCCACAGUAAGAACGCCUCGACACCGGCCAGCCCCACCAGCCUGACUGCCCCUGCCGGAAGCACCUGGACCGACAAUAAGGGCAAGAAUCCGGAGGCGGGCAAAGACCCAUUCAGCAUGAAACCGGAAUGGGAAAACUUGAACCAGACGGACGUGAGGCGCAUGCACACAGCGUUGCGACUCAACGAGGUCAUCACAAAGAAGUCCAAGGAGGCAAAGCUCAUUCUGCUCAACAUGCCCGGGCCCCCGAAAAACCGUAGCAACCAAACCAAGCCCAUGGACAACGCAUUAUACAAGGAUUAUCCUUUUUUCGCCGACAUACAGGUGAUGAUAUUCCUGGGCUUCGGAUGCCUGCUGGCCUUUUUCCGACUUUAUGGAUUCGGCGGGAUGGUUUUCAACUUUCUGGUGGCUACGUUUUCCAUCCAAUGGGCCAUUCUGGUGCAGGGCUACUUCCAGUUCAGCCACGACGGGAAGAUCCAACUUGGCGUGAUCAACCUCAUCAAUGCGGAGUUUGCCUGCGCGGUGGUACUCAUCUCCUUCGGGGCAGUUUUGGGGAAGACCAGCCCGCUGCAGCUGCUGGUCAUGGCUCUGCUGGAGGUGCCGGUAUUUGCCGUCACCGAAUGGGCGGUGCUAAAGUAUCUGAAGAUAAACGACGCUGGGGGCUCCAUCCUGAUUCAUCUCUUUGCUUGUUAUUUUGGCUUGGGGGUCACCUUUGUGCUGUACAGACCACGCCUCAACGAAGGUCACGCCAAGGAGAACACCAGCUAUCAGUCGGACAUCUUGUCUCUGAUGGGCACCUUGUUCCUCUGGGUCUUCUGGCCCUCGUUCAACUCGGCGUUGACCCCGAAAGGCGACGACCAGCACAGGGCCGUCCUCCACACCUUCAUCGGCCUCUGUUCCUCCACCAUCACGGCCUUUGCGCUCUCUGCGCUCCUCAACAAAAAGGGGAAACUCAGCAUGGCCGACAUCCAGAACGUGACCUUGGCCGGAGGGGUGACAGUCGGGGCGUCCGUCGAUAUGAUGAUUUCGCCCGCAGGAGCGUACGUCCUGGGAAUGCUGGGUAGCAUCGCGUGCAUGCUAGGCUACAAGUACCUGAGCCCCCUCUUGGCACGACGCUUCCGAAUCCAGGACCAAUGUGGAAUUCAUAAUUUACACGGUCUAACGGGACUCAUAUCUUGCGCCGCUGGUAUUUUUGCAAUAAUGAUGGCGAGCGAGGAAGUCUACGGGCCGAGUUUGUAUGACACUUUUAAGCACAGAGCCCCAAAGGAGGGGGACCCCAAGUUGCUUGAGCUCCAGGCAUUAAUUCCUGGUCUGCAGCCAGGUUUGGGUCGCAGCGCUCAGGAACAGGCUCUCUUCCAGGUGGCAGCCAUCUUCUCCACUGUAGCAGCGGCAGCCAUCGGAGGCAUAAUCACAGGCCUAGUCUUGAAAAUUCCUUACCUCAGCUCACCUUCGGAUGAUUUAUGUUUUGAUGACAGAGUAUAUUUUGAUGUGCCGCUUUACUGUUACUCACCACUUAAACUCAGUAAAGACACAGAUAAAGAGGAAACUGUUGCCUAACAUGCAGUACUGUUAUUGUGGAAAUAAUGAUAAAGAAUUUGUAAGUGUGCAAAAAAAAUAAUGUUAGGGCAUGAA
Molecule: messenger RNA, 4856 nt
Organism: Syngnathus acus (greater pipefish)
Lineage: Eukaryota; Metazoa; Chordata; Actinopteri; Syngnathiformes; Syngnathidae
Gene: slc12a5b
Product: solute carrier family 12 member 5b
Exons: 26
Coding region: 282-4781 (1499 amino acids)
Biological process (GO): chloride transmembrane transport; ammonium transmembrane transport; chloride ion homeostasis
Cellular component (GO): plasma membrane
Molecular function (GO): potassium:chloride symporter activity; ammonium channel activity
Source: RefSeq, a predicted model, not a curated record